AUGAAAGAAGCUAAAUUGAGAAGAGUUAAUAAAUUGCCAGACUUUUGGAUACCAUGCCCCGCUUGUGGAACACCUAUUCCUGUCCCUGGUAAAGAUAAUUUCUUCUUUGUUCCAAUGAAACGCCCGUACCCUGAUCAAUAUCAAGCAUUCUUACCAGAAAAAAAGAAAUGGACUGUAACUAAGAUGGUCGAAUAUAUGCACGCAAAGAUUAAGUCAGAGAAAACAAAAACAUUCUUUUAUUUUGAUACUGAAACAAUUGAGAACGAAACAUUAGACCAAUUAAAAGAGCAAGAUGUUUUAAAUGUUCCAUUUUCACCAGAAAGAUACAGAGCGGUUGAUGUUGAUGACUUCUGCUUAAAAGUCAAUUCAUAUAUUGACAAUCCAUCAUUAUCAACCUUCAAUGUUUAUUUGAUUGUUGCAUCUCUUCAUGGAGGAAACAGUUCUGGCUUCUUUAUUUCCAGUUAUUUAAUGAAAUUUGGAAAAUUUUCGUUUGAUGAUGCAAUCAAGACAUUCACCAAGUCAAGACCACGCGGAUUUUAUGACAAAGAACCGCUCGAACAACUUGCUACACUUGUUGCUGAGAAAGUCAAAAUUCCAGACCUCAAAAUGCCAAAAUGGCUUAAAGAGAACAAAUACAUUGGUGCAACAUCAGAAAUUACACUUCCAAUGGAAUCUACACCUUCAUUUGAGAAAUACGGAGGCGUUGAAAUGAAAGAUCAAGCUCUUAUUACAAAAUUACAAGAAUUAGUUAAUGGAUCUCUUGAGGAAUCAUUUGUUAACUCAAAGUCAACAAUCAUACCGGUAUUCAGGGUCUGGAAAGAUACAAUGAAAGAAGAAUUUGCCAAAAACGUUUACAGAAUUUCCUUCCAACCACAGGGAACAAAUGUUAUUCUUUGUUCUGAUGAUGAGCGCUAUUUAUACAUUCAUUACGGCUUUAAUCGCUUCUGGAGAUUCGAUGCAAAAGUUAUGACAGACUUACCGUUCGUUGCUGUCGGAGUUGUUGUUCCUAUGGAAGAAAAACUUCAUUUGUACUUAUCAGAUAUCCUCAGAAUUGAGAAAAGGUCCUUCCUCAAAAAUGAUAUUGAUAUCAGAACGUCUUCUAUUUGGCAUUACUUACUUCCAAGGAUACAGACAAAUCCUAAUAAUAGAUUAAGGCUUCUCUAUAGACCUGUUGGCCGCUUAACAGAUUGUGCAACAAAAUUAUUUGACGAUACAGUCAAAUUCUACGAAAAAUUCAAAUUUGACGUAGAUGGAAUCAUUCUCAUUCGUCGCCGUGGUACUAUGGGUAAUUUCAUAUACGUUCCACAGCGUCAAACUCUCUUAUUAUUCAUGAGAAUGUCAUCUGCAGUCGAUGGUCUUCUCUACGCCCGUACUGAUGAUGGAAAUGCAUUGGUCGCAGUCAGGCACAUGGAUUUGGCCGAGAAUCCUGUUCGUGGAGCUCUCGAUAGUUUCGUCAUCAGAUUUGAAGUCGAUCCGGCUGAUGGAGCCCUUAUCCCCGUCUCUGUGUGCAAGAAUGAAUUGCCAUCCACGUACAGUUUCUACACAGGAAUCGUUGAGUUCUACAAACAAAAGAUGAAGUCAAGAGACGUUGUCAAAUUCUGGCAGGACGAGGCUAUAAAGAGAAUGCCACAGCCUGCUCCUAAAUAA
This is a messenger RNA of Trichomonas vaginalis G3, 1647 nucleotides long. Its product is annotated as mRNA guanylyltransferase protein. Gene Ontology annotation, biological process: 7-methylguanosine mRNA capping. The coding region runs from base 1 to 1647 and encodes 548 amino acids. The transcript has a single exon. The record is from RefSeq and is a predicted model, not a curated record. NCBI's taxonomy places the organism in Eukaryota, Parabasalia, Trichomonadida, Trichomonadidae. Gene Ontology annotation, molecular function: mRNA guanylyltransferase activity.